This is a messenger RNA of Entrophospora candida, 1332 nucleotides long. NCBI's taxonomy places the organism in Eukaryota, Fungi, Glomeromycota, Glomeromycetes, Entrophosporales, Entrophosporaceae. The record is from the annotation of a GenBank genome assembly.
AUGGACUAUCCAACACCAACUUUAUCAGAGUUAAAGAAACAAACUGCACUGGGACGAUCAACGAUUGAAAAGGUCAUAGAAGGAUUUCUUUCUUCAUAUCAUAAUGGUUUAACAAAAGACCAUUCUACAAUGAUACCAUCGUACGUUACUCGUCUCCCGAUAGGCAUAGAGACUGGCAGCUGUCUUGCCUUGCAUUUGGGUGGCACGAAUCUAAGAGUGGCAAUGGUAAUAUUGGUAGGUCCUGGUAAAACUGAGUUGGUGCAUAAACAAUAUAAAGUUCCUGACGAAUUAAAAACAGGAACAGCCGAGCAAUUAUUCGAUUGGGUGGCAUUAUCUGUUAAAGAGUUAUUGGAUGAUUUGGGUUAUGAUGAUUUGGAUAUCGAUGAUCUGGCGGAGGAGGAUUAUAACUCUAAAGUAUUAUACACAGGCGUUACUUUUGGUUUUCCAAUAAAAUUCAAAGGGUUAGAAACUCAUGAUUUAGUCGAAUUAUUACAAGCUGCAUUUUUUAGAAAGAAUUUCAGAGUUCGCAUUUCAGCCAUAGUCAAUGAUGCGGUUGGCACGCUUGUGGCAAGUGCUUACAAAGAUCAAAAUACCAUUGUUUCAGUGAUUUUAGAUGCAGGAACUAAUGCUGCAUGUAUUUCUGAAACUUCAUCAAUUUCAAAAAUCAAAUUUCCACCAAGAACACCAGAAUAUAUGAUCGUCAGUACUGAAUGGAGUAUAAUGGGUGCUGAUUUCUUACCUUUUAUAAAGUAUGACAGGAUCCUUGAUCUGCAAAGUAAAAUCCCAGGAUUUCGACCUUUUGAAAAAAUGGUCAGUGGAAUGUAUUUAGGUGAAUUGGCGAGACUAACAAUUGUUGAUUAUGUGAAAACUUUUAAUUUGUUUGGUGGGUUCUUACCAGGAGGGAUGGAAAUACCAUAUAAUUUUUCAAUUACGCAAAUGUCUGAUAUUGAAAGUGACAAAACAGCUGAUUGUUCAGGAAUAUUAAAAGUUUUAUUAAAAGGAUUUAGAUUUCCUGAUGGUAAAAGGCCAAAUAAAGGAGAUAUGAAAAUAGUGACUGAAAUUGUAAAAGCGUAUUCUAGACGUUCGGCUCAACUAUCAGCUAUAGCUGUUGCUUCAUUGAUUAAACUGCAAUGUCCAGAUUUUCCUUCAGUUGAACGAGAUAUCAGAGUAGCAAUUGAUGGAUCAUUGUAUCAUAAAUACUAUAAAUAUUCUAAUCAAAUGAGCAAAUAUUUAAGAGAUCUUCAAGGAAUCCACGUAGAUAAAAGAACCAAAUUAAGUGAAAUUAAAAAUGGUGGAUUCAUCGGUUCUGCAAUAACUGCUAUGAUGUAUUAA